Messenger RNA from Cinara cedri, 3623 nucleotides. The record is from the annotation of a GenBank genome assembly. NCBI's taxonomy places the organism in Eukaryota, Metazoa, Arthropoda, Insecta, Hemiptera, Aphididae.
CUUGAACUCUAUAUCUGUUCUGAAUCUGAAUUCUGUGUUCUAGUAAGAAAAUAUUAAAUAUCCUGUCGGCUGUCACUAAUUUCAAGUAAUUGUAUCUUUUAUGAAUGUAUUGUUAUUCUCGACAGUUAAAUACAAGCCUUUCUUAUAGUUUUCAAACCGUUUGCAAACAUUUAAUGAAACUGGUUUUGUAAUUGGUAAGAGCGCAAUAUCUUUGAUCGACAAUGUCGGCUUCAGCAAUUUAUAUAUUGGACGUUAAGGGUAAAGUGUUAAUAUCCCGAAAUUAUCGAGGUGACAUUGCACCUAAUGUCAUUGAAAAAUUCAUGCCACUGUUGAUGGAGAAAGAAGAGGAAGGCUCACUGACGCCCUUGCUGCAGACCGAAGAAUGUACAUUUACUUAUAUCAAAUGCAACAACUUGUAUGUCGUGUCGACUACAAAAAAAAAUGCGAACAUCAUGUUGGUUUUCGUGUUCUUACACAAAAUCGUACGAGUCAUGAAUGAAUAUUUUAAGGAGAUAGAAGAGGAAAGUAUACGCGAUAAUUUUGUUGUAAUUUAUGAAUUAUUGGACGAGGUACUCGACUUUGGGUAUCCACAAACAACAGAUAGUAAAAUUCUACAAGAAUAUAUCACACAAGAUGGUCACAAAUUAGAAAUUCAAGUAAGAAUUCCCCCGGCAGUGACUAAUGCCGUAUCUUGGCGUUCUGAAGGGCUCAAGUAUAGGAAAAAUGAAGUGUUCCUAGAUGUUAUAGAAUCAGUAAAUUUAUUAGCCAGUGCCAAUGGAAAUGUUCUUAGGAGUGAAAUAGUAGGUUCAAUUAAAAUGAGAGUUUACUUGUCUGGAAUGCCAGAACUGCGAUUAGGUCUUAAUGACAAAGUGUUGUUUGAAAGCACUGGGCGAGGCAAAUCCAAAUCCGUAGAACUUGAAGAUGUCAAAUUUCAUCAAUGUGUACGUCUGUCAAGAUUUGAAAAUGAUAGAACUAUAUCAUUUAUUCCACCAGAUGGAGAAUUUGAUUUGAUGACUUACAGGUAAUUUUCAUCUUUAAAUUUAUUUGUAACAUUUAGAUACCUAAUUAAUAUUAAUGUUGUUAUUACAGAUUAAGUACACACAUUAAACCUUUGAUUUGGAUUGAAAGUGUCAUUGAAAGACAUGCGCACAGUCGUGUUGAAUACAUAGUUAAAGCAAAGUCACAGUUUAAGCGUAGGUCUACCGCCAACAAUGUAGAAGUAGUCAUCCAAGUUCCAAUGGAUGCUGAUUCUCCCAAAUUCAAAACUACUGUUGGUUCAGUUAAGUACAUGCCAGAGCAAAAUGCCUUGAUAUGGUCAAUCAAAUCAUUCCCAGGUGGCAAGGAAUAUUUGAUGAGAGCACAUUUUGGUCUACCAAGUGUAGAAAACGAAGAAACAGAAGGCAGGCCUCCUAUCCAGGUAAGAUUUGAAAUACCAUAUUUCACGACAUCAGGCAUUCAGGUCCGGUACUUGAAAAUUAUUGAAAAGAGUGGUUAUCAAGCGUUACCUUGGGUGCGAUAUAUCACUCAAAAUGGAGAUUACCAGUUAAGAACCAAUUAAAAUCUUUUAACUUAAAUAUAAUAUUAUAUUGUAUUAUGAUUUUUUUUUUCAAUCCUAAAAAAAUAAGAUUAUCGUUAACUAUCAGAUUACAAAAAAAUUGUAUUUUGGAUUUUUAUAAUUUGCUUAAAUAAGGUUAUGCAUGGUCUGCCUUGUGUAUUAUCUAUAUUUUAUCCCAAUAUUUUCCUAAAAAAAAAAAUUUACUUUAUAUAAAAUUACUGGUGUUUGUACAUUGUAAAAAAACAAUAUCUUACAUCUACCUACUCUAAAUUCUAAUAAUAUUUUGUAGAUGUAUUUUAUCAAAUAGAUCAUAUUAUUAUUAUAACAUUAUCAGUUAUUACUAGGUUUCAUUGUUAAAGUUAUUAUAAGUACCAGUAUUAUAUAAAAUCAUUAAUUUUACAAAAAAUUUGCAUUUUUUUUUAUAAUUUGCUUAAGUAAGCUAUCCACGUGGCUUUGCAAAUACCCUUGUGUGGGAACAUAGUACCUACUACUAAUAGUCAAACCAUUUUUUUGUCUGUUGCAAAAGAUAUCAUUCACAGGCCAUUACUAUUUCUGUGACUAUGUACUUUCCUUACUUAUGCAAGGAAAGUACUGUGGUUCCUGUCCACAUUUUGUAUUGAACUCUUCUAAUACAAUUUUUAUUACGUUCCCAGAGAUACCAUUGUAUGCUUUGAUGAGUCUUUCGUAGAAAACAUCUUUCAAAUUGUCAUCCUUUUCUUCUGUUGGUGCAUAUACAUUUGUCAUACAAAUAUUAAUUAGUCUUGUGUUGAUAGUUAAUAUUGAUUUCCGUUCAGAUAUCAGAUUAAAUAAAAUAAAAUCUUUAAUGCACAGUAUUAAUAUUUUAUGAACUACAAAACCACUAUCAAAAUAAUGUGUAUUCUCCAUUCCAGAGAAAUAUAUUGUGUACUCUCUAAUCAUUAGUUGACAUACUCCCAAUCAUCGUAUUUCUUGGAUAGCCGCUGUAUUGAUAUUGUGGAUGUUCAGAGUAUCAGCUAAAUUUUGGCUUGUCCAUACUUGUUACAUUCCAUGUCGUGAUCUUAAAAUUAGCAUUCAGUUUUCAAAAACUAGUCUUAAAUCCAUGUAUUCUUGUACGAGGCUUAGGUGUAGUUGGUUUUAUAACAGAAUUAUUUUACUGCGCAAAAUUGUUAGCCUUGCAUUAAAACCUCCAACCUGGAGGACCAGAUCAUCCUCAACCAGUUGGGACCAAGGGAUGGCUUUUGCAGCACCCAGUGAAGGACACUGGGCAAUAUAGGUACUACUCUCCCUACGUCAUAUCCUUUUUUUCUCGCCUUUUUUUUUUUAGCUUUUAUAGACCAUUCCUAAAUGGCCCUGGCCUUCGUUGCUUCUAUAUUUUACGCUAUCUAUCCUUAUUUUCACUCGGUUCUUGCUCUAUUUCUUGUGCAAGGUUGAAAGCAGAAUCAUAUUAUGAAAUAUUUGUAUAAAUAUAAUGUAUGAAAUAAAAUGUAUGGAUUGAUAUAAUAUUAUCUUGAAAAAUAUAAAAUUUGAAUGUGUAAAACUAUAAUAUGAGAAAUGUUUUUUAAUUUGCUAUUAUUUUGUAUGUGAAUUAUUGUGUUUUUUUGUUUGAAAUAUAUUCAGUAUAAUAUUAUAUAAGUGUUAUCUUUUUCUUUUCUUUUAUAAAUACUUUUUAAAAUGGUGAAUGUUAUUAUUAAUUUUGUAAGGAAAUAAAACUAUAAUAUUUGUUUAUCCUUUAAUUAUCCGUGUAAAAUCUAAAAAAUUACAUGAUACAUUACAUAGGUAUAUAUGUAAAAUUUCUGAUGUUUAACCUGUAUAAUAUUUUUACUUGUAUGCCAGACAGUUUAAUACAAUAAUAAAAUGUUAAAAUGUUGAGAUUUGUUUAAACAUGAUUGUAAGGAGAACUUUAGUUUUAAAUAAAAAUUACAAAAUUCUAUGACCAUGUUUUUUAUAAUAAUAUAAAUCCUUAUAUCACUUACAACAUGGAAUCUUUAGUUAAAUACUCAAAUCCUACUAUAGCAGUGUAGUAGACAUAUUUAUGGGUAGAUGUACAUGGACUGAAGUUACCGCAGACUAUUAUUAAAUUGGAAAACCG